AUGGCCGCAGCCACCUCGCGACCUGCCACCCUUCCUUUGGCUGCCCUCCUUAUAUACCCUGCAACGCUAUUGCUUGGCUCACUGUAUUCGACCAUCUCACCAACAGCGAAUCCUUCUCGAGACACGCAACCUGCAAGCCCUCUGGCCCCUUCCCUCGCCGCAGAUCUACACCUCUCCGAAAGCCCCGUCAACUACUUUGCCCGGAAAAAUAAUGUCUUCAACGUGUACUUUGUGAAGAUCGGAUGGCUAUGGACAACAGCCGCUUUCGUAUCGCUCCUACUCUUCCAACCCCUCUACUCUUCAUCCCGACCACAGUCCUCGUCACAUCAAGAAACACGUCUCCGCCGCACUCUCCAGGCUGUUCUACGCUACGCACUGGCGACCACGGCAUGGUACCUCUCAACACAAUGGUUCUUUGGGCCAGCGAUUAUUGAUCGCGGAUUCGUGGCCACGGGUGGAAAGUGCGAGCGUGCCUUUGAGAAGGUCUCGGAACUGGGCGCUGGCACCACCGACCUAGAAGCGCUGUUUACGGCUGCUACAUGCAAGGCAGCUGGUGGAGCCUGGAGGGGUGGACAUGAUAUCAGCGGACAUGUGCUCAUGUUGGUACUCGCCACGGGAUUUCUGGCGUUUGAAGCUGUUGGUGCUAGCGCUCCUGCGUUUCUUUCACGCUUUGGCCCCUCCGGCGACGCGGGGCGUGAGCGCAAGACGAGUGAUGCCGAUAGCCCCCCUACAGUUGGAACCACUGAAUCCGGCGGAGUUGCAAGGUUAUGGUCACUCCGUCUUGUUUGGGGUGUUGUUGGCUUGGGAUGGUGGAUGCUCUUCAUGACCGCGAUUUGGUUCCAUACGUGGUUAGAAAAGUGGUCCGGUCUUUUGAUUGCUUUGAGCGCUGUAUACGCCAUCUACAUUCUGCCUAGACGGUUGGCAUCAUGGAGGAGUGUGGUUGGAGAGCCAGGGAUAUAG
Penicillium canescens is the source of this 960-nucleotide messenger RNA. Its product is annotated as putative inositol phospholipid biosynthesis protein Scs3. Gene Ontology annotation, cellular component: endoplasmic reticulum membrane. Bases 1 to 960 code for a protein of 319 amino acids. The transcript has 2 exons. NCBI's taxonomy places the organism in Eukaryota, Fungi, Ascomycota, Eurotiomycetes, Eurotiales, Aspergillaceae. The record is from RefSeq and is a predicted model, not a curated record. Gene Ontology annotation, biological process: lipid droplet organization; phospholipid biosynthetic process; lipid storage.